AUUAUGCUCACAUAGCAUAGACACCAACCACUGACCACAUACAUUGAUUUCAGUCAACUGUAGGCCUUAUACAAGCAUCUGGUUUUCUUCAACUACGUGCGGUGCGGUACCUCAAAUCUUCUCUCCGAAAAUGGAAAAGAUUUUGCUUAUCAUCAUCACCUUCCUUCUGCCACCUCUUGGUGUUUUCCUGCACACGAAACAGUGUAACAGGACCUUCUGGAUAAACUUGCUUCUUACACUGCUCUUCUGGCUUCCAGGAUUUAUCCACGGAUUGAUGGUGCUGGGCGUGGUCAAGUGCUAGAGCAGCAACUUUGCAUAUGUUGCUUAUGUAGGGCGAUGCUGGCGUAGGACCAUACCGCUACCUGCGAUGGGGCAGGUCAUGUGGAACCGGUAUGGUGGAACGGUACAGAGGGCUGUAAGGCGUUUCUGGCGGGACGCACUAUGCAGGAUUUCAUUUGAUUAGCUAGAGGGUGUAGAUUGAAGACUCCGUGCAAAUGCGGGCACACCAGGUAGUGUACAGUGUGAGAGGCACCAUUCUGCUUAGUCUGGAUACAGACAAGGAUACAGAGUUCAGGAGUGUGUAAGUGUGUUUGAUCAGGCUGAGUCAUUGUCCCUUCAGAUCAGAGUUCAGAAGUGUGAUGGAUCAGGCGAAGUCAGUGUCCCUGUCACACCCAUUGCAGCCCACCCUCACCAGCGGACUGUUACUGUCCAGGCCAGGGAACCCCUGGUCCAGGCGUCCAGCCAACAUGAGGCAUCCGAGGCGAGGGCAUCCCAGGCGAGGGCAUCCUAGGCUCUCGCGCUACGCAAGCGUCUGCCUCAUCUCCCGGACAU
Chlamydomonas reinhardtii is the source of this 831-nucleotide messenger RNA. RefSeq lists its product as uncharacterized. The record is from RefSeq and is a predicted model, not a curated record. Bases 131 to 301 code for a protein of 56 amino acids. The transcript has 3 exons. NCBI's taxonomy places the organism in Eukaryota, Viridiplantae, Chlorophyta, Chlorophyceae, Chlamydomonadales, Chlamydomonadaceae. Gene Ontology annotation, cellular component: membrane.